ACCUUCGAUUUCUCUUUUAACUUUUUCUGCAUCAAAAGUAAUUUCAACCUUAAUUAUCGUAUACUAUUUUCCAAAAUCUUUUUUCAGGAAAAGAAAAUUUCUCAGGAAAAGUAAAAACUCAAACACAUUGCUAAGAAUAGGAGAAUUUGUUAAGCCAGAGCACUCAGGCUAUUCUAUUCUUCAGAAAAAUAUACGAAAUCACACGUUAGAAAAGAAAUAAGAAAAUUUGAAAGCGGAAGCUUUCUUUAUUCUACAGGUUCUGCAACAUGUCUAGCAAUGAUCCGCUUCUGCAAGUGGAGACAACUUGUGGAACACUUCUCUAUGAACUUCAGAUAAUCUGGGAUGAAGUUGGGGAGACGGACACUGAUAGGGAUAAAAUGCUGCUUGAGCUCGAGCAAGAAUGUCUUCAAGUAUACAGAAGAAAGGUGGAUCAGGCGAAUCAGAGUAGAGCGCAGCUGAGGCAGACAAUUGCAGACUCUGAAGCUGAACUUGCAGCCAUUUGUUCUGCACUGGGGGAGCGACCUGUUCAUAUUAGGCAGUCUGAUCAAAGUGUCAGAAGCUUGAAGGAAGAGCUCAGGAGAAUUCUUCCGCAAAUGGAAGAAAUGCGAAAAAGAAAAACAGACAGAAGAAAUCAAUUCGUUGAUGUUUUGGAGCAAAUACGGAUGAUAAAAAAUGAGAUCCAUGAGUCAGCAGUAUAUACAUCUUCAAAUACAGUUGUGGAUGAAGCAGAUUUAUCUCUCAGAAAGCUGGAGGAAUUUCACAGAGAGCUCCUUGGACUCCAGAAAGAAAAGAGUGAUCGGGUGAAGAAGGUUCAGGAGCUCCUGAACAUUUUGAACUCUCUUUGCUUGGUGCUUGGUAUGGAUUUCAAGCCCACAGUUAGUGAAGUUCAUCCUAGUUUAGGUGACUCUGAAGGAACAAGGAGUAUAAGUAAUGAUACUAUUGAACGACUGACUAUUGCAAUAGACAAACUGCGAGAAGUUAAGAUACAGAGAAUGCAAAAGCUGCAAGAUCUUGCUACUACCAUGUUGGAGCUAUGGAAUUUGAUGGAUACACCUAUUGAAGAGCAGCAGAUGUUUCAGAAUGUUACCUGCAAUAUUGCUGCUUCUGAGCAUGAAAUAACAGAACCCAAUACUCUCUCUGUGGACUUCCUUAAUUGUGUUGAGGCAGAGGUUUCUCGGUUGGAAGAGUUGAAGUUGAGCAAAAUGAAAGAACUUGUUUUGAAGAAAAGAUCAGAACUAGAGGAGAUCUGCAGAAAAACACACAUGGUUCCAGAAUAUGAUAGUUCGAUGGAAGAUGCCAUUGAAGCCAUCGAGUCUGAAGCCUUGGACCCAGCUAGCAUUCUUGAACAGAUUGAACUUCAGAUAGCCACUGUUAAAGAGGAGGCUUUUAGCAGGAAAGAAAUACUUGAAAAGAUUGAGAAAUGGUUGGCAGCAUGUGAGGAGGAGAGCUGGCUUGAGGAGUACAACAGGGAUGAAAACAGAUACAAUGCUGGAAAAGGUGCUCAUCUUACUCUAAAGCGUGCUGAGAAAGCUCGUUCCUUGGUUAAUAAACUUCCAGGAAUGGUGGAAGCAUUGACUUCAAAAACCUUAGCAUGGGAAAAGGACAGAGGUGUUCAAUUCUUAUACGACGGUGUUCACUUACUUUCCAUGCUUGAAGAAUACACUAUAUUACGACAAGAGAAGGAGCAAGAACGACGUUGGCAGCGGGACCAAAAGAAACUUCAGGGACAACUUAUAGCAGAGCAAGAGGCACUUUAUGGAUCAAAACCAAGCCCUUCAAAGGUUCAGAGUGUGAAAAAAACCCCUAGAGUUUCAACUGGUAGCGCAAGCAGUAGAAGACUAUCAUCAAUAGGAGGAACAAUGCUUCAGACUCCUAAACCUGAUUCAAUUAGUUCCAUAAAAGCUACUCCCAAUUCACGUCCAAUAAGAAAAAUUGACCGGAUGCUCCAAAAUGACAAUUCAAAUGCCCAACAAGACGAUGGUUUUUCCUCUGCAUCAGCUGCUAGAAAAGGCUUGGACAUGGUUGGUGUUCCCAUAAAGCAGCAGUCCUUAGGCAGUGAUACUUGUGAACCAGAGUCUCCACUGAUACGGAAACCAUUUUCACCCAUCUCUUCAACAACAUCAUCAAAAUCCAACAUGACAAACUUGUUGGACGAUUUUAGUACCAACUGUGAGACAACACUGCCGAAAAUCAUCCCACCUAAUGAUUUGUCAUACACAACUCCGUUGAAAACAACUUCAAUUGUGGACGAAGAGAACAGGACUCCCCAGGCAAUGCCAAUUCCUCUACUUCCUACACCUUCAACCGUGUCAAUGCCAAUGCAAACGGCCAUGACUCCCGCGCCUGCACCAACUGCACCGAUCCCUUUUAGUGACGCCAGCUCAGUCGAUGAAAUUCCAGAAGAGAUUGAGUAUUCAUUUGAGGAAAGAAGAGCCGGAUUCGUUCUUCCGAAAUCCCAGUCAAUGAUACCAGUUUGAUGUUCCAGUAAGUUUAGGCCAACAUGGAUGGAUUUAGCCUUCAUUCUUAAUUUUUUUUACAAUCGUUGUAGGAUAAGUCAAUUGUAAAUUGGCUUUUUCUGAUUGUGUACAUUGUCUGGGAGCCGUGACUGACCGUGGACUAGAUGGUUGAAACUUGAUUUUAAUGGGUUAAUUUGAGAUUUUACUUUGGAAUUGGUUUAAA
This is a messenger RNA of Mangifera indica (mango), 2679 nucleotides long. Its product is annotated as 65-kDa microtubule-associated protein 3-like. The transcript has 14 exons. Gene Ontology annotation, molecular function: microtubule binding. Gene Ontology annotation, biological process: microtubule cytoskeleton organization. The record is from RefSeq and is a predicted model, not a curated record. The coding region runs from base 267 to 2477 and encodes 736 amino acids. NCBI's taxonomy places the organism in Eukaryota, Viridiplantae, Streptophyta, Magnoliopsida, Sapindales, Anacardiaceae. Gene Ontology annotation, cellular component: spindle; cytoplasm.